AUGGAUCCGGGACCACACGGACACCCAGACCAGGUCCCCUAUAUUGUCACUUGGGAGGCUCUUAUUUCUGAUCCUCCCUCGUGGAUAAAACCCUUCCUACCCGCCCCGGCGCCCCAACCCCCUACCCCCUUGACCCUUCCAUCUGCACCUCAACUCCCGUCCCCGCUCCUUCCGUCCUUGACUCCCCAACCCCAACUCCCUCCUCCUCUCCUCCCCUCUCCAGCUCCCCAACCUCCCUCACAUUCCUCACUUUACCCAGCCCUUGUUCCCCUAGAAAGUAAAAAGCAGGUGCCUCCGGAGAAAGGCAGGCCUGCCACCCCAAAGGUUUUGCCACCAGGGGAAGAAGUUCUCCUGGAUUUGUUGACGGAAGAACCGCCUCCCUAUCAGGGACAUGCUCAGCAGCCUCAGGAAGCAGUGGCUGCCGCCCCUCCACCGCCUGCCGACCCUGCACCAUCCCCGGUGGCCGGUCGACUCCGCGGACGCCGAGAACAGGUCCCGGACUCUACCUCCACCUCUCAGGCGUUUCCUCUGCGUGCAGGGACGAACGGCCAGCUGCAAUAUUGGCCCUUUUCGGCCUCAGACUUGUAUAAUUGGAAAACUAACAACCCUCCCUUUAGCAAAGACCCCUCAAAACUAACCUCUUUAAUUGAAUCUAUCUUAGUGACUCAUCAACCCACUUGGGACGAUUGCCAGCAACUAUUGCAGGUACUGUUGACUACUGAGGAAAAACAGCGUGUUUUCCUCGAAGCUAGGAAGAACGUCCCCGGGGACCACGGGCGUCCCACUCAACUGCCUAAUGAGAUAGACGCUGCUUUUCCCUUGGAACGGCCCAAUUGGGACUUCAAUACGGAUGCAGGUAGGAACCACCUACGCCUUUACCGCCAGUUGCUAAUAGUGGGUCUCCAAGGGGCCGCCCGGCGGCCCACCAAUUUGGCGCAGGUAAAGCAAGUAGUUCAGAAAGUAGAGGAGUCGCCUUCGGCUUUUCUUGAGCGUCUUAAGGAGGCAUAUCGCAUUUACACUCCUUACGACCCUGAGGAUCCAGGGCAGGCUACGAAUGUUGCUAUGUCUUUUAUUUGGCAAUCGGCUCCUGAUAUCAGAAAGAAGCUAGAGAGGCAGGAGGAUCUUCAGACAUUGUCCCUCCAGGACUUGCUUAAAGAAGCCGAACGCAUUUAUAAUAAAAGGGAGACUCCAGAAGAAAGGGAGGAAAGGCUGAGAAAAGAAGCUGAAGAAAGAGAAAGUGCACGUGAUCGUAAAAGAACAAAGGAGAUGAGUAAGUUGUUGGCCACCAUAGUAUCAGGACAGCAGCAGGAGCAGGGAAGACAGAAGGGAGACAAACCAGGCACCCAAUUGGAAAAGGACCAGUGUGCAUACUGUAAAGAAAAGGGACAUUGGGGGGGUCCAGGCCAGGAGCCCCCCCCUGAGCCUAGGAUAACUCUGGAAGUUGGGGGGCAACCCGUCACCUUCCUGGUGGAUACGGGGGCCCAACACUCAGUAUUAACCACGGCCCCCGGACCCCUGAGUGACCGAUCAGCCUGGGUGCAAGGAGCCACUGGAGGGAAGCGGUAUCGGUGGACCACCGAUCGAAGAGUGCAACUGGCCACCGGUAAGGUAACGCAUUCCUUCUUGCAUGUUCCCGACUGCCCUUACCCUCUACUGGGAAGAGACUUGUUAACCAAAUUAAAGGCACAAAUUCAUUUUGAGGAGACAGGGGCACGCAUUACUGGGCCCAAGGGACAGCCCUUACAUGUACUGACCCUCGGAAUAGAGGACGAGUACAGGUUGUAUGAACAAAAACAGGACAAAGAGGACGCCCACAUACGGCCUUGGGUGCGAAAGUUCCCGCAAGCGUGGGCUGAGACGGGAGGCAUAGGCUUAGCCGUCCACCAGGCUCCUUUAGUUAUCCAACUAAAGGCCACUGCCUCCCCUGUGUCUAUAAAACAAUACCCGCUGUCCCAAGAGGCCCGUCGGGGAAUUCGUCCUCACAUAAAGAGACUGUUAGACCAAGGAAUACUAACCCCCUGCCAGUCUCCCUGGAAUACUCCGCUCCUCCCGGUCAAAAAGCCGGGAACUCAAGAUUAUAGACCAGUACAGGACUUGAGAGAAGUUAAUAGGCGGGUUGAGGACAUUCACCCCACGGUCCCUAAUCCAUACAACCUAUUGAGCAGUCUGCCCCCCACUCAUAUCUGGUAUACUGUCUUAGACUUAAAGGACGCGUUUUUCUGCUUAAGAAUCCAUCCCAGUAGCCAGCCUAUUUUUGCCUUUGAAUGGAAGGAUCCAGAGCUGGGAGUGUCGGGGCAAUUGACUUGGACUAGACUGCCCCAGGGGUUUAAAAACAGCCCCACACUAUUUGAUGAGGCGUUACAUCGGGACCUAGCCGACUUCAGAAUUCAACAUCCCACGUUAAUAUUGCUCCAGUACGUAGAUGAUCUCCUGCUGGCAGCCCAGACACAGGAGGACUGCAACUCAGGGACUGAAGAUCUCCUGCAGGCCCUGGGUGCCAUCGGCUACAGGGCCUCCGCCAAAAAGGCGCAAAUUUGUCAGAAGCAAGUAACGUAUCUAGGAUAUCAGAUCAAAGACGGGCAGAGGUGGCUGACAGAGUCUCGCAAACGGGCAAUUAUGGAUAUUGCCCCACCCCAGAGUCCAAGACAGUUGCGAGAGUUUCUGGGAACAGCUGGAUUCUGCCGACUGUGGAUUCCCAGCUUCGCGGAGAUAGCCGCCCCUCUGUACCCGUUAACAAAACCUGGGACGCUAUUUGUCUGGGAAGAGAUCCAACAAAAAGCCUUCCAAAACAUUAAGGAGGCGCUCUUACACUCCCCGGCUUUAGGGUUGCCAGAUCUAACCAAACCUUUUGAGCUGUUUGUAGAUGAAAAGCAAGGAUAUGCAAAAGGAGUCCUGACCCAGAAGCUGGGGCCUUGGAGACGUCCUGUGGCCUAUCUCUCCAAAAAGCUGGAUCCGGUUGCUUCCGGAUGGCCCCCGUGCCUGCGGAUGGUUGCGGCGAUUGCAGUCCUGGUAAAAGACUCGGGUAAGCUUACCCUAGGCCAGCCACUUGUCAUCCUGGCCCCACAUGCCGUAGAGGCCCUGGUCAAACAACCACCAGACCGAUGGCUCUCUAACGCCCGCAUGACCCACUACCAAGCCAUGCUCCUAGAUAAAGACAGAAUACAGUUCGGGCCUGUAGUAACUCUGAACCCCGCUACCCUGCUGCCACAACCGGGGGAGGCGGAGCCCCAUGACUGUUUGCAGAUCCUGGCCGAAGUACAUGGAACUCGACCGGACUUGACCGACCAGCCCCUCCGGGAUGCUGAUUUCACUUGGUAUACAGAUGGGAGCAGCUUCUUGGACCAUGGUGAGAGGAAGGCCGGAGCUGCUGUCACCACCGAGACUGAGGUAGUUUGGGCGGAGGGACUUCCGCCUGGGACGUCAGCACAGCGUGCCGAGCUGAUCGCCCUGACCCAUGCACUCAAAAUGGCAAAAGGCAAGAGACUUAACGUCUACACCGAUAGUCGCUACGCUUUUGCUACGGCCCAUGUGCAUGGAGAAAUCUAUCGCAGGCGGGGCUUAUUGACCUCAGAGGGAAAGGAAAUUAAAAAUAAGCCGGAAAUUCUGGCCCUAUUGGAGGCCUUGUUCUUGCCCCAAAAACUGAGCAUUAUACACUGUCCGGGACACCAAAAAGGACAAACCUCGGAAGCGAGAGGCAAUCGACUGGCUGAUAGGGCGGCCCGGGAGGCAGCGCUAGCCGGAACUCCAACCACCCCGGACAUGGACGAUCUAAAGAAAAUGGGGGCCACCUUUGACCCUGAGAGAGGGGCUUGGACUAACGAUGGGAAGACUGUUUGGCCAAGAAAGUGGACUCGUCAAAUGAUAGACCGCCUCCACAAACUAACCCAUCUUAGCAACCGGAAAAUGAAGACCCUCCUUGAGCGUGAGGAAGGGCUAAUGCAUCUUCUGGGAAAAGAGGACAGCCUACAAGCAGUGACAGAUCAAUGCACUAUAUGUGCCCGUGUCAACGCUGGGAAGACCAAAAUAGGGCCAGGAGUGCGGGUACGAGGACAGCGACCUGGGACUCACUGGGAAAUCGACUUCACGGAGAUUAAGCCUGGACAGUAUGGUUACAGAUAUCUCCUAGUAUUUGUGGACACCUUCUCAGGCUGGGUAGAGGCUUUCCCUACCAAACAUGAAACCUCCAGAGUGGUAACAAAAAAGCUGAUGGAAGAAAUUUUUCCCCGAUAUGGUAUGCCACAGGUAUUAGGGACUGAUAAUGGGCCUGCGUUCGUCUCCCAGGUAAGUCAGUUGGUGGCCAAACUGUUGGGGAUUGAUUGGAAAUUACACUGUGCUUACAGACCCCAGAGCUCAGGGCAGGUAGAAAGAAUGAAUAGAACGAUUAAGGAGACUUUAACCAAAUUAACACUUGCAACUGGCUCAAAGGACUGGGUGUUCCUCCUGCCCCUUGCCCUUUACCGCGCUCGCAAUACCCCUGGCCCCCAUGGCCUCACCCCUUUUGAAAUCUUGUACGGAGCUCCCCCGCCGGCUGUCAAUUUUCUUGACCCUCAUAUAUCUGACUAUGCUAAUAGCCCUUCUUUACAAGCUCACUUGCAGGCACUUCAGAUUGUCCAGCGUGAAGUCUGGAGGCCUCUUGCGGCAGUGUACCAGGAUCAACAAAACGACCCUGUCGUGCCUCAUCGUUUCCAGAUAGGAGAUUCUGUGUGGGUCCGACGCCAUCAGACCAAAAACUUGGAACCACGGUGGAAAGGACCAUACAUCGUUCUCCUCACCACUCCUACAGCCGUAAAAGUGGACGGAAUCGCCGCCUGGAUCCACGCGUCCCACGUCAAGGCCGCCCGGACCCCGGAAGAGACCUCAACAAACCCGGACUGGAAAGUGCAGCGCACUCAAAAUCCCUUAAAGAUAAGACUUACGCGAAAAUGA
Messenger RNA from Dipodomys spectabilis (banner-tailed kangaroo rat), 4926 nucleotides. RefSeq lists its product as uncharacterized. The transcript has 3 exons. Gene Ontology annotation, biological process: virion assembly; proteolysis; DNA integration. Gene Ontology annotation, molecular function: aspartic-type endopeptidase activity; RNA-DNA hybrid ribonuclease activity; nucleic acid binding. The record is from RefSeq and is a predicted model, not a curated record. Bases 1 to 4926 code for a protein of 1641 amino acids. Lineage: Eukaryota; Metazoa; Chordata; Mammalia; Rodentia; Heteromyidae.